Messenger RNA from Effrenium voratum, 2283 nucleotides. Lineage: Eukaryota; Dinophyceae; Suessiales; Symbiodiniaceae. The record is from the annotation of a GenBank genome assembly.
GGGGUGCGCUCAAUCAGGAUCAGCAGAGUGCCAAUUUUUCAGCCGCAUCCCGGAGAGAGCUUAGACGCCGGACACCUCGCCGGACCUUGGACUGCUCGCUUCCGGCGAGGUCAUGGAGAUCCUUCUUCAGGGCACCAAAGGCGUGUCCCCAGACGCCGUCCUCUCAAUCAGAGCGGGGGCAACCAGACGGCAGGUGUCGGUGUCUCAAGUGGGCGACAAGCCCUUUAAGUUUCCCUGCACGGUCCGCGAAUGCGGCGCCAUCAAGGUGCAAGUUCUCUCUGUGGAGGCGACGGCGCGGGCGGUCCUGACGGAAGGCGAGCAGCAGACAGUGACCCUGCAGAUGGGCAAGACAGCGAAGGCAGAGGCGGCGCCGGCCGAAGAUGCCGAGGUCGCCCUGCUGGUGCGCAGUGCUUCAGGCGACCAGGCUUUGUCCAAGGAGUCCCUGGCCGCCAAGAAGCAGGCCUUGGCCGGCAGCGCGGAGGAGUACCUGGCCCGGCACGGGGUGCAAUCAUUUCUCCAUGGCCUGCUGCUGGGCGUGAUCAAAGACAGGCCGGAAGAUCCCUACAGCUAUGUGGCCCAGCAGUUCUCCGCCAAAGCCAAGGAAGUGGAGGCCUCAGUGGAGGACAUGCGGCAGACGGCGAGGGACGCGUUGCUGCAAGGAGCGCGCUCUGGGAAGUUGCUGGAGGUGCUGCGCGAAGGCGGCAGCCCGAAGAACCGGAAGGGCCAGGAUCGAGCGAAGGUGUUGAGUCUUUGCGGAAGCAGGCGGCCGCCCUGCUGUGGCAAAGCGCCCAAUCGGGAAAGCUCUUCGAAGUACUCGAGGAGGCCAAGGGGUCGCCGUUGGAGGAGCCACCUCAGGCACCCCCCGAGAAGCAGGCGGCCCCUGAGGAGCCUCCGGAGGCGCCGGCGGAGCUCGGUCAGGUGCAGCUGGCGGCUCUGGAGGAGCCCCCGAGGGCGCCCCAGGAGGUGGACCCCGUCGCGCCCGCGGAAGGCGCUCCUGAGCUCAAGGCCGAGCACUCGGACCUGCGGCUGGCGGCCAGAGAGGCAUUGAUGCAGGGCGUCCAGUCAGGGAAGUUGGAGCAGGUGCUGGCUACCAAGCUGCAGAAGGGUUCGGCACCUUCCGCGCUGAACGAGUUGGAGGCGCUGCGGGAGCAGGCCAGGCAGGCGCUGCUGGAGGGGGCGCAGAGCGGGCAGCUGCUGGAGAUCUUAAAGGACAAGGAGCGGAAGGACAAGUCCAAAGAAGUCGACGAGACGGAGGCCCUGCGCCAAGAGGCGCGGGCCGCGCUGCUGGAGGGGGUGCAGUCAGGGCGCCUGGUGGAGCUGCUCAGCAAGAAGGAGCCGGAGAAGGAGCCGGAGGAUGUGGAGCUCCUGCGCCAACAGGCGCGGGUCGCCUUGCUAGAGGGCGCGCAGAGUGGGAAGCUCUUUGAGGUGCUCAACCAGAAGGAUACCGACCCAGACGACCUGGAGGUGAUCCGGCGCCAGGCCCGCGACGCGCUGCUGAUGUGCGCGCAGAGCGGGAAGCUGGCGGAGGUGUUGGGCCAGCGGGGUGCCCAGGUGGACGAGUUGGAGGCGCUCCGGAAACAGGCGCGGGAGGCCCUCAUGCAGGGCGCGCAGAGCGGGAAGCUCCAGGACGUGCUGACGGAGAAGCUCGAGCUGAAGUCGGCCUCGAAGUCGAACUCGAAGUCGGAGGGUGGCGAAGCCCCGGCCGAUGAGGGCGAGGAAGCGAACCAGCUCCGGCAGGAGGCCCUCACUGCGCUGCUCGCGGGCGUGGAGAGCGGCAAGCUCAAGGAGGCGCUGGCGGCCUCCCGAAACGACACAGAGGAGAUUGAGCUCCUGCGCCAGCAGGCACGAGAGGCGCUGCUGGCAGGCGCGCAGUCUGGGAAGCUGCAGCAGGCCUUGGGUGACGACAGUGAGGACGUGGACAUGCUGCGGCAAAAAGCCCGAGAGGCGUUGCUGGCAGGCGCUCAGUCCGGGAAGUUGUUCGAGGUUCUGCAGCAGCCGAGCGAGAUGGAGGUCACGCAGAAGCCCGAGGUGCCGCUUGACAGGUCCAAAGUCCUGGAGACGCACAUCGAGCUUCAAGUGAUGCAAGAUGAGAAGAGGCAGCUGACGACGGAGAAAACCUGCCUGGAGCAGCUGGUGACCAACUUGGAGUCCAAGAACGAGAAGCUGAAGCAAAAGAGUGCUUGAGGCUUCCGGUGCGGAGAACUCAUGGGUGAUGGUCGAGUUCUGAGUUUGGGGCUUUUGAUGCCUCCUCCCCACUGCUGCUCGCACCGAAAUGGAUGGGGC